AUGAUUCGAUUCGGUGAAGUUGUAACAUUAUUCGCGGCAGCGGUUUCCGCCUAUCCUGCCGAGAACCAAGUUCGUGUCGUUAACGGGCAGCCAGCCGCCGUUGGUCAGUUUCCGUACCAAGUACUUCUCAAGAUUCAACUUUCGCAAGGGCGUGCCUUAUGCGGUGGAAGCUUGCUCAGUGAUCAGUGGGUUCUAACGGCAGGGCACUGCACGCAAGGUGCUACUUCUUUCGAGGUUACAUUGGGUGCGGUAGACCUGAAUGACAACGAAAAUGAUGGUCGUGUUGUGGUAACUGCAACGGAGUACGUCCGUCAUGAAAAGUACAAUCCACUGUUCGCCACCAAUGAUGUCGCUGUUGUUAAGCUUCCUGAGCCGGUUCAGUUCAACGAGCGAGUUCAACCGGUUAAACUACCCACGGGUGCCGAUAGUUAUACUGACCAGAAGGUGGUUGUAAGUGGCUGGGGACUGCAAAAGAACGGUGGAAGUGUAGCUGAAAAGCUGCAGUAUGCUCCUCUUACGGUGAUCAGCAACAGCCAGUGUACGAAGACGUACAACCCACUGGUCGUCAAGAAAACGACGCUAUGUGCUCAAGGAGAAGACAAGCAAUCCCCAUGUAACGGAGAUUCCGGUGGACCUUUGGUGUUGGAAAAUGAACAUGUUUUGGUUGGAGUUGUCAGCUUCGGACAUGCCACCGGUUGUGAAAGAGGCUUUCCGGGGGCGUUUGCGCGUGUUACAUCCUUCGUUGAUUGGAUCAAGAAGAAAACGGGAUUGUAA
Messenger RNA from Sabethes cyaneus, 774 nucleotides. Its product is annotated as collagenase-like. Gene Ontology annotation, biological process: proteolysis. The record is from RefSeq and is a predicted model, not a curated record. Gene Ontology annotation, molecular function: serine-type endopeptidase activity. The transcript has a single exon. NCBI's taxonomy places the organism in Eukaryota, Metazoa, Arthropoda, Insecta, Diptera, Culicidae. Bases 1 to 774 code for a protein of 257 amino acids.